GGGCAUUGAAUAGCGUUUACCUAGAUGAUCUGCAUGUACCACGUCUAAAGCUCUAGUAAAAAGAAAAAAUAUCCAUUUCCUGUUCGCGAUACAAUAAAGAUAAAGACACUAGCACAGUCGCAUCGAAUGUACUCUGAACACUUCCGAUUUUGUCGUUUUUCGCCACCAGCAUCCAGGGCAGGGCUAACAACAUUUUCAUUUGCGUUUUAUCUUUCACGUCGCCUUCGCUUAUCCCGUGCUUAUCUUAUCGCCCCUACUACACCUUCGUCACUGUUUACCAUCGUUUUGGGCAGAUUUUAACAAGGGUAGUAUCAUCAUAAACCGUACUUACGAACCAUCCAGACAUGCUAGUAGAAGAAAGAAAUCUACAUAAGGUUCGUCCGACGCACCAGUGCGUCGUUGUGCGCAGAAUCGGAAGGUUGUUGGUCAGUGCGAAUUACUUUACAGGUUCAUAGGACCAUUCCGCCUUAGUUUAAGUGUCAGUUGUCCGAAAGCACGAUGAAGCUGCUCUGGGUGGUAAUCGGUGUGGCCAUGGUGGCCAGCAAUGUCUUUGGAGGACCAGUUAAACGGGAGUCUCCACCGCUCGAAGAGAGUGCUUCUGCACUGGAAGAAAUCGGUGGCAACUUCGAGGGAGACAUGAUGCUAACACCGGAACAGGAGGACGCAGUCAAGUAUGGCUACACCGCGAUCAUUGGAGAGUUUUACAAGUGGCCCAACAACAUUGUGCCUUACGCGAUCGAUAAGAACGCGUUCACGGUUAGCCAACAGAACAGCAUCGUCUCGGCUCUACAGCAAAUCGAACUAGUCAGCUGCGUUCGGUUUGUGCCUCGUACGACCGAAAAGGAUUACGUCAUGGUUCAGGGAGAUUCUGGAUGCUGGGCCACCCUGGGCCACAGGGGAGGCAUGCAAACGGUUAACCUACAACCGAGCGGCUGCAUGACGCGUGGUACAAUUAUCCACGAGUUCCUGCAUGCCCUCGGCUUCGUUCACAUGCAGAGUGCAUCCGAUCGGGACUUUUACGUGGAUAUCAACUGGAAUGCCAUCCAAGUGGGCAAGGAGUCCAACUUUGAUCGCUACAGCUCGAAUGUAAUCGACGACUUUGGCAUUCCGUACGACUACGAUAGCGUGAUGCACUACCCGAGGACCGCCUUCACGGCCAAUGGACAGGAGACGGUCAUUCCCAAGCAGCCGGGUGUCGCAGUUGGACAGCGUGUUGGAAUGAGCUACAAGGACAUCAAGCGCCUCAACAAGCUCUAUCCCAAAUGUUACUGAUGAUAUACACAGCCAGUGUAGUACAAUACGGGGGAACGAUGCAGAACGGCUGCAAAUAAUUUCAAAACCUACGGUUUAAGGCAACCAUUUCGAGAGAUUUAGCAAGUAACGCUUAGCAGCUGG
This is a messenger RNA of Anopheles darlingi, 1395 nucleotides long. RefSeq names its product zinc metalloproteinase nas-4-like. Gene Ontology annotation, molecular function: metalloendopeptidase activity; zinc ion binding. The record is from RefSeq and is a predicted model, not a curated record. The coding region runs from base 499 to 1272 and encodes 257 amino acids. NCBI's taxonomy places the organism in Eukaryota, Metazoa, Arthropoda, Insecta, Diptera, Culicidae. The transcript is spliced from 4 exons. Gene Ontology annotation, biological process: proteolysis.